GCGGAGUAGUGUGAAGGAGAAGAAAUGGCUCCGCUGGGAAUUCCUCUGACAAACAUGACUCGUUAAAGGUUACAAAAAGACGUUCUCUCGAUGAAGCUGCUAUGGCCAUAAGGAGUGCUCCCAUGGUUCGGAUCUGUUGGUUAUGAAUCCAAGUGCCUCCUCGACUUGCCCCGCAGAUGAGUUUAUGGAUGACUGGCUCUUCCUCUCUCCUACCUCAGCUGCUUCUCAGAGUGGAGAAGAGGCGGAGGAACGAGGCAAACUCAAAUCCAAGUUGGUCUCAGCAUGGAACAGUGUCAAAUACGGCUGGUCCUUCAAACAAAAAUCGACAUUCAGCAAGACCUCCCCUGUGAUCAUGUUAGGGCAUCCAUAUAAUCUCAGUGAUCAAGCUGAGAGGGAGUGUUUCCACCACUCUUUUGCUUCCCUCCUGUGGUUGACGUACAGACGAGGCUUCCCUCAGCUGAGCGGCUGCGCACUGACCACCGACAGCGGCUGGGGAUGUCUCCUCCGCACGGGGCAGAUGUUGUUAGCGCGAGGGCUGCUUUUACACCUCAUGCCACAAGGCUUGACAUGUACUAUUAGCCAGCACGUGUUCAAAGAUGACAUGGAUCUCCCUGAGGUCCGCCCUGAAACCAGUGCAGCGGGUUUAGAAAAAUCCAAAGGGCUCAGUAAGUGGGGCCGAUCGUUGAGUUUGGGUUCCCUCCUCGCCAGAGGCAUGGAGUCCACACACAGGAGGGUGGUAUCGUGGUUUGCAGAUCACUCCUCGGCCCCCUUUGGGAUCCACCAGCUGGUGGAGUUUGGCACAACGUUAGGGAAGAAGGCAGGGGACUGGUAUGGCCCCUCGAUUGUGGCACACAUCCUCAGGAAAGCUUCUGAAGCAUCAACUCACCUUCCCAAUCUUGUUGUCUAUGUUGCACAAGAUUGCACCAUCUACAAAGAGGAUGUGAAAGCGCUGUGUGGACCUUCUCCUACUCAGCCCUGGAAGUCUGUCAUCCUCCUGGUGCCUGUGCGACUUGGAGGACAAGAUCUCAAUCCUGCCUACAUCGCCUGUGUAAAGAAACUCUUGAAGUUACAAUGUUGCAUUGGUAUCAUCGGGGGCAAACCAAAGCACUCCCUCUUCUUUGUUGGUUUCCAAGAUGACCACUUGUUGUACUUGGACCCUCAUUACUGUCAGCCCACAGUGGAUGUAACAAAGGACGACUUUCCUUUAGAGCAGUGCCAUAACUUGUAUCCUGCUAACUUGGUCUCUCCUACUAUUUUCGAGUGGACUGCUGUGAAAAAAGUUACUUCAACUUGUGUUUCUUAACCAUUGGGGCGAUGGCGGCCGAGGAAAAAUAUCGAUUUCUCAGCAGUACUUAGUUAUAAUACACUUUUCCACCACUUGUGGCAGUAAUGUCAAUGUCAAAUAAACAGAAGAUGUCUGGAGCUAAAGUCAUAGAGAAGUUUCUUAAGUUUCUCAAUGGGAUGCCGACUGACGGGAUGUUUAUAUCAUCCCGUUCAGAUGAAGAAAAAAUCACAAUCCUCACGCAGGUUUCAAAAAAUAAAAAUAAAAAAAGAUGACGCAAACAUCUAUGUCCACGAUCUUCUACUAUCCAGGUGAGAGGCAUGAUUUAUAAUCUAGAAUUACCUUUCACCAAGUCAAUGGCGAUGCAGCAGCUCACCGGCUCAAUAUGUCAAUAUCACUAAUACUUUGUUUACAUGUUGUGACCUGAACAUUAACAGAUUAUUGUUGGCAAUUUUUCGAUGUUUGUCCCAUUAGCUGUAUCGUUAGCCACUUCGUACUUGCCAUAUAUUGCAACUUAGAAUGCAUAAAACUGAAAAGCAUGUUAUUUUCUUACGAAGGGAUUGUGAACGACAGACAGAAUUCCACAAAUAGUGCAGUUCCCCUUCAAAGACAGCAUAAGUCAGUUCCAAACGUGUGACUAUCAGUGGUACUUUAACUUUUAAUAAUAAAUAGUUUAGUUUUUCAAACCUACCGUUGUUUUCUGAGUCAUUUCACUUGAUCAAACUUUUUAACAUUUCACACUACAAAAAAUCUAUUAAAAAAAAUGUAUGAUUCGUACUGAUGCCGUAUCGGACCAAUAUCAGUCUCAGCCAAUACUCAAGGCUCCAAUAUGGGAAAUAAAAAGGGGUAUAGGGACACCUGUAAU
Molecule: messenger RNA, 2147 nt
Organism: Nerophis lumbriciformis (worm pipefish)
Lineage: Eukaryota; Metazoa; Chordata; Actinopteri; Syngnathiformes; Syngnathidae
Source: RefSeq, a predicted model, not a curated record